Messenger RNA from Rana temporaria (common frog), 2127 nucleotides. RefSeq names its product apolipoprotein A5 (gene APOA5). Gene Ontology annotation, cellular component: blood microparticle; extracellular region; high-density lipoprotein particle. The coding region runs from base 349 to 1377 and encodes 342 amino acids. The record is from RefSeq and is a predicted model, not a curated record. NCBI's taxonomy places the organism in Eukaryota, Metazoa, Chordata, Amphibia, Anura, Ranidae. Gene Ontology annotation, biological process: reverse cholesterol transport; cholesterol biosynthetic process; phospholipid efflux. Gene Ontology annotation, molecular function: phosphatidylcholine-sterol O-acyltransferase activator activity; phospholipid binding; cholesterol binding. The transcript is spliced from 4 exons.
GACAAUGCGUAAAUAGUGAUGAUGUAAGAGCACCGGUGUACAGCACAGCUGUGGCCCCCUUGUGGUAAAUUGGCAACAUGCAUUGCAACUGAAAUGCCAUUUGAAAAUUUCCUUCAAGAUCUGGUGUGCUGACAAUGCGUUACCCGGGGUCAAUUUGUUCACGCUACACAUGAAGAGGCGUCACCAGGUGAACUGUUUUUCUCAAGUUCUAUAAAAGUGAGCUGGCCAGUAUAAGCAACAGUCUUUAUGGAUCUAUCACAAAGGUGAUUGCAGAGGACAUUUUUAACACGUGGACUGGAAAGUUUACUUGAUCUAGGUUCACAAAAAAACAUAAAUUAUUUAUUAAAAAUGGCAAACAAAGGUCUCGUAUGCCUGCUGCUAAUCUCAUCACUUACAGUCUGCCAAUCGGAUCAAUCUAACAGCAGAUUCUGGGAUUAUUUUAGCCAUUUUAUGAAUGGAAAGAUUGGAUGGAAUCUCCAAGAAAACUCAGUCAGAGAGGACAGCGGGAUUAAAAGCAGCCUUCAUAAUGGGGUCAGCUACGUGGGUAAGUUAUUUGGGCCUCUGCAGACAAAUUUCCAGAAGCAAGUGUACGAGGAUUCUGAUGGACUACGUAGACUUAUACGCAGGGAGCUUCAGGAGGUCCAAAGGAAAAUCUAUCCCUAUAUGGAUGAAGCCCACCAAAAGAUAAGCAAGAAUCUUGAAAAGUUACAAAACCGCUUGUCACCUUACAGUGAGGAACUCAAAUAUCAGGUGAGGAAGGGAGCACAACAGCUCAAAACGCAGCUUGGCCUGUACAAAGAUGACUUUAGUAAAGGGGCGACACAGAACGUUGCAGAAAACAUUAAAGACCAAAUCUUUCUACACACAAUGAAAGUGAGACAAACUUUGCAUCCCCUGAGAGAGAAACUUUUGGCAGAGAUUCAUUAUGCAGCUGAGGAGCUUCAUGGGAACCUGUCGCCCCAUGCCCUGACUUCUCAGGAAAAAUUGACCCUGCAUGUACAAGAAUUAUCGAAUAAACUAUCACAAAAUGCAAAAGAGCUACAUAAGAAAAUCCACAAAAAUCUAGAUGACUUAAAGGACCACCUGGUGUCCUAUCCCCAGAAAAUAAGAGAACGGUUUCCUGAGACUCAAGCAGCUGAGCCUGUAGGCCCUUAUGUGGAAGAAGUGGCAGCUCAGGUGCAGAGAGAAGUGGAGGAAUUCAACAGGAAUACUCAGAUGCAGAUUGAACAUUUUACCUGGACUAUUAAUAUGGAAAUGGAGGAGUUGAACUAUAGACUAUCUCCUGCUUCUUCCAAUUUACAGGACACUGUCUCUUCAAUACAAGAAGUACAAGAGAAAUUGGAAUCUUUAUGGAAGGAUAUAUCCCAAAACCUGUAAUAGAGGUCAUUUUGCAUUAGGUGGGACGGACUGCAAUAAGUUAAUUAUACGGUGGAUUUAUACUGUUAAAGUGGAACCCCAGCUAAACAACUAAAUACACUGCUAGAAAACUUUACGUGCCAAAUGAAUUGUAUUUCAGUAUAUAACUCUUCUGAUUUAUAAACCAAUAGCACACACCGGGGUUGAUUUAUUAAAGGCAAAGAGGCAGUUCACUUUGCAAGGGAGCUUUUUUUUUCCUUGCACGUGGUUAGAUUUUAUUUUUUUUGCAAAUGAGUUUUCACCACAGUCACUAGGCUAAGGAAAAAUUCUGCUGAAGAAAUUUUUUUUUGCAAAGCGAAUAGCCUAUUUGCCUUUACUAAAUAAACCCGUAUGUGUCUAAGCAGGUGACACAAUAUUUCCUGCAGCUUACGUAUCACCACUGAAUUUGUUUCUAACUAGUGUUGAUUUACUGUCCAGCAAGCAGGUAUCUAAAACAGGAAAAAGGAAAUAAAGGGUGUCACUUGCCUUUGGUAUGCAAUAUGACAGUGAUGUGCAAAUCAUAAGACUGGCUGCACAGAAUUACAUCAUUACAUCGUUGGAAAGGUUAAAUAAAGACAUCAGUCCAUUCAGUCCUACCUGUGUGGGUGUGGGUUAGUAUGUGUGCUUGAGUGAAUACCAUUUCCCAUAUCCCUGUAUAUUACUUAUCCUUUGGCAAGCAAAACAGUCAAUCUGCUUUUUGCCUGGAGUUCCCCAUUAAAUAAAAGCACUUAC